CCUUUGGAAGUGGAAGUUCCUUUCCGCCUUCCUCCAGGUGAUCCCGAAAAGAUGAACAUGAUAAAAGUUUCCAGUAUCAUGGGCAUUGAUCCAAAGCCAUUUGACGCCAAGACAUUUGUUGAAGAAGACACAUUUGAGAGAGAUGGAACGAAGACGCGUAUUCGUCUGGUUAAUAAUAUUGUGCGCCAUAGGUUUGUUAAGGGUCGAGACGGUAAAACAUAUAGUGAAAGUAAUGCUCGGUUUGUAAGGUGGUCAGAUGGAAGCUUACAGCUAUUGAUAGGAAACGAAGUUCUUGAUAUAACUGAACAAGAUGCACGUCAAGACCAGAACCACCUUUUACUGAAACAUGAAAAGGGAAUCCUUCAAUCGCAAGGAAGAAUUCUGAAGAAAAUGAGGUUUAUUCCAUCAUCUCUAACGUCAAAUUCCCAUAGGCUUUUGACAGCCCUUGUUGACUCGAGGGAAAAGAAGGAGUUCAAAGUUAAGAACUGUGUCACUGACAUUGACCCUGAGAGGGAGAAGGAGAAGAGAGAAAGGAUGGAAAGCCAAAACCUCAAGGCUAGUACAAAGCUGAGUCAAGCGAGGGAGAAAAUCAAGCGCAAGUAUCCACUUCCUGUUGCAAGGAGACAACUCUCCACUGGAUACUUGGAAGAUGCUCUCGAAGAGGACGAAGAGACAGACCACUAUGGUUCUCACCGCUCAAACCGUGGCUAUGAGGAGGAUCUGGAAGCUGAGGCGCAACGGGAACGAAGAAUUAUGAACGCCAAGAAGAGCCAGAAAGGCUUUCCGGGGAGGUCAUCAAUGAGUUCAGCGAGACCGACAAGGCGUCAAGCGGAGUAUUCAGAGAGCGAGAGAGAGGAAUCAGAGUAUGAGACUGAAGAAGAAGAGGAAGAAGAGGAGGAAAGGCCACGUUCCCGUAAAAGAGUCAAGGAACCAGAAGAUGAGUACGAGGAAGAUGAGGAGGAAGAAGAAGGAAAAACCAACAGAUAUUCAGAAGAAGAUGAAGAAGAAGAAGAGGGGGUUAAGGCAGGGAAGGAACGUGGUAGUAGCCGGAAAAGGAAAGGGAUUGAGUCGGACGAGGAGGAGGAGUCUCCUCCGAGAAAAGCUCCGACUCAUCGUCGUAUGGCCAUGGUUUACGACAGUGAUGAAGACUAACAAUUUUUCCAUAAACAAAGCACUAUCCCGUUUCAUCGAAAUAAAAAAAAUUGUAAUGUCAGUGUUUUGAACUUGUCUCGUUUUAAUUAAAUAGAAAACGAUCAUCAGAUCAUGAUAUGGAUUUUUUGAUCAUUUUGUUCUUCAUGUAAUUUGUAGUUGAAGACAGUGUUCAUUUUUCUUA
Molecule: messenger RNA, 1333 nt
Organism: Raphanus sativus (radish)
Lineage: Eukaryota; Viridiplantae; Streptophyta; Magnoliopsida; Brassicales; Brassicaceae
Product: protein LEO1 homolog
Exons: 8
Coding region: 52-1152 (366 amino acids)
Biological process (GO): positive regulation of transcription elongation by RNA polymerase II; transcription elongation by RNA polymerase II
Cellular component (GO): Cdc73/Paf1 complex; nucleus
Molecular function (GO): RNA polymerase II C-terminal domain phosphoserine binding
Source: RefSeq, a predicted model, not a curated record